Messenger RNA from Pseudopodoces humilis (Tibetan ground-tit), 603 nucleotides. The record is from RefSeq and is a predicted model, not a curated record. Lineage: Eukaryota; Metazoa; Chordata; Aves; Passeriformes; Paridae.
AUGGCGGCGCGAGACAAGAUGGCGGCAGCUGCCCUCAGCAAAGAUGGCGGCCGGGGCCUCGCCCCCAAUUCCCGGCGCGGCGCCUUUAAGAGCCCCGGCACGUGCGGCCCCACGUGCUCGCGGCCCCUCCGGCUUUGGCCGCACCCCAUUGGCCAAAACUGGGUCAAGCUCCGCCCGCCGCGGGCCUCCCCAUUGGCUCAAUCCCCCCCGAGCCCCCCGCCCCCGAGAGGCCGCCCGGAGGAGCUGCGGCCGCAGCCCAUCGCCCGCAAGGCCCGCAAGGUGCACGUGCCCGAGGAGCAGAAGGAUGAGAAGUACUGGAGCCGGCGCUCGCGGAACAACGCGGCGGCCAAGCGCUCGCGGGACGCGCGGCGGCUGAAGGAGAACCAGAUCUCGGUGCGGGCGGCGUUCCUGGAGCGCGAGAACGCCGCGCUGCGCGUCGAGGUGGCGGCGGCACGCCGCGAGCUCCAGCGCUUCCGCGGGAUCCUGGCGCGCUACGAGGCCCGGCACGGGCAGAUCUGAGCGGAGCCGGGGGUCGGGACGGCUCCGGGUGACCCCAAACCGCCAGCGAGGAUUCGGGAGCGCACGGAGAGCCGGGAGAGCCCG